AUGCUGAGUAAAGAUGCAGUAUUAUCUCUUUUGGAAGAGGGCCAACUAGAGGCCGCGGUGGCUCUGGUGCGGACCUGCGAAUCUCUCACCUCGAGGCCAAGGUUUAACGAGGCCCUUCUUACCCUUCUUCAAGAUCCUCACUUUCUCCAGGUGGCUCUUGAGAGUGAUUUUGUUGAGUUGUUCGACUAUGGGAUUGCCCAAGGCCUUGUCGAUGUCCAACUUAUUAGUGACUUGCUCGAUGGCAAGACAUCAGAGUAUGCACUGUACACUAGGUCCCUUAUCAACGCCUUAGGACAUCCUCGUCGGCCUAAAUUGAGGCCCAUGAACCGUUGUGGGCCUGUCCUGAUCUCUACGUACCUCAUCAUGCACUUGAGCAUGGCCCAUCAUUGGGUUCCUCUCCAUCUACUUGCUAUUUGUCUCUUCCUAUCCGCAUCAGUACUUACAUGGUACAAGUCCGGGCAGUAUGCAUUCUACAGUAACGCCAGCCACCACGGAGCACCGUUUUCGGCUACAAGAUGUCACCUGUGCCGUCUUCCUAUGCGAGCCAGCCCACGAUGGCGUCGAAAACAAGUCCACUGUCGAUACUGCAACACCUGUGUCGACCGGUUCGACCAUCACUGCUUCUGGCUCGGAUGCUGCAUCAACGAGGCCAACUAUAAGUGGUUCCUCUUCGCCCUGAUCAGUGCAAUCCACAUGUACUUUCUCGGCUUGCUUGAUAGCGCCGUUCAUUUCUAUAGACGAGCUAAAGUGCCUGUACAAUUUCGAACAGGCAUCGCAGUGCAGCUACUAUGCUAUGUUUGCUUCUUUACCACACUACUGAUGCACGUCAAUAGAAGAAGAUACACUACUAUCAGCCUUGCAGAUAGAUUCAGAAAAUAA
Giardia duodenalis is the source of this 879-nucleotide messenger RNA. RefSeq names its product Zinc finger domain. NCBI's taxonomy places the organism in Eukaryota, Fornicata, Diplomonadida, Hexamitidae. Gene Ontology annotation, molecular function: protein-cysteine S-palmitoyltransferase activity. Gene Ontology annotation, cellular component: endoplasmic reticulum; Golgi apparatus. Gene Ontology annotation, biological process: protein targeting to membrane; peptidyl-L-cysteine S-palmitoylation. The record is from RefSeq and is a predicted model, not a curated record. The coding region runs from base 1 to 879 and encodes 292 amino acids. The transcript has a single exon.